AUGACCACAAACGUGAGCAGAAGUACGAAUUUUCGGAAUUUUAUAAAUCAUGGCGUAGACCGCGAACCGUUCGGGAUAGAAUUUUUUUUAGGCAACCGAGUUCACCUCCCCACAGCCCGGACACGUACGUACCAUAUUAUCCACCAUUACUGGGACAACCUGUAUAUAUAUAUAUGUAUGUAUGUGUGUGUGUGUGUGUGUGUGUGUGUGUGUGUGUGUGUCCCAUGGUCACUUGUAACCGACUUCAAACUAAGAAGGUUACACCUCUGA
Parnassius mnemosyne (clouded apollo) is the source of this 270-nucleotide messenger RNA. NCBI's taxonomy places the organism in Eukaryota, Metazoa, Arthropoda, Insecta, Lepidoptera, Papilionidae. The record is from the annotation of a GenBank genome assembly.